This is a messenger RNA of Chenopodium quinoa (quinoa), 825 nucleotides long. RefSeq lists its product as uncharacterized. The transcript is spliced from 2 exons. The record is from RefSeq and is a predicted model, not a curated record. The coding region runs from base 1 to 825 and encodes 274 amino acids. NCBI's taxonomy places the organism in Eukaryota, Viridiplantae, Streptophyta, Magnoliopsida, Caryophyllales, Amaranthaceae.
AUGAAGGACCUUGGUCCUUUGAAAUAUUUUUUGGGCAUUGAAGUUGCUCGUAGUAAAUCAGGUUUGUUUUUGUGUCAACGAAAGUACACCUUGGAUAUUGUUUCUGAAGCAGGGCUAUUGGGUGCGAAACCAAGUGGUUUUCAGAUUGAGCAAAACCACAAGCUUAGUCUUGCUAGUGGUGAGUUACUUGAGGAUCCUGAGUCUUAUCGUAGACUAGUAGGGCGGUUGAUUUAUCUCCCGGUGACUAGACCAGAUUUGGCAUAUUCGGUUCAUAUUCUUUCUCAGUCUAUGCACAAACCUCGGAUUGAGCAUUGGGAAGCAGCUCUCAGGGUGGUUCGUUAUUUAAAGGGUACUCCGGGACAGGGUAUUUUGUUGAGUGGAGAUAGUGACCUGACUUUGCAGGGUUGGUGUGAUUCUGAUUGGGCGGCGUGUCCUCUUACUCGUUGUUCGUUGACUGGUUGGCUCGUUUUUCUUGGUAAAUCACCUAUUUCGUGGAAAACCAAGAAGCAACCCACGAUAUCUUUCUCUUCUUUUAAGGCUGAGUAUCGAUGCAUGGCUUCAACCACACAUGAGUUGAAAUGGUUGAAGGCAUUUCUUUUGAGUUUGGGUGUCCAACUCCCUAAGGCGAUCAAGUUGUUUUGUGAUAAUCAAUCUGCUUUACAUAUAUCUCGAAAUCCAGUUUUUCAUGAACAGGGCUUAAUUGCUCCUUCCUAUGUUUCCACUAAGGAGCAACUUGCAGAUAUUUUCACUAAGGCGCUUGGGAAGUCUCAGUUUGAUCAUCUUCUUUCCAAGUUAGGCAUUUACAAUCCCCAUGCUCCAAAUUGA